This is a messenger RNA of Miscanthus lutarioriparius, 453 nucleotides long. The record is from the annotation of a GenBank genome assembly. Lineage: Eukaryota; Viridiplantae; Streptophyta; Magnoliopsida; Poales; Poaceae.
AUGUCGAGGAGGAAGACCAGGGAGCCCAAGGAGGAGAAUGUCACCCUCGGACCCACUGUUCGUGAAGGAGAGUAUGUCUUUGGUGUUGCCCACAUCUUUGCAUCCUUCAAUGACACCUUCAUUCAUAUCACUGAUUUGUCUGGGAGGGAAACUCUGGUUCGGAUCACUGGUGGGAUGAAGGUCAAGGCUGAUCGUGAUGAGUCGUCACCUUAUGCUGCUAUGCUUGCUGCUCAAGAUGUUGCACAGCGUUGCAAGGAGCUUGGUAUUACUGCACUGCACAUUAAGCUUCGUGCCACUGGAGGCAACAAGACCAAGACCCCUGGACCCGGUGCUCAGUCUGCUCUCAGGGCUCUUGCUCGUUCUGGGAUGAAAAUUGGACGCAUUGAGGACGUUACCCCGGUGCCCACUGACAGCACCCGCAGAAAGGGUGGUAGGAGGGGAAGGAGGCUGUAG